AUGGAUAAUUCUAAUGCAUUGAAUGAAACAAGUAUACAACCAUCAUAUAAAAAAAAAGCAUUUUUUAUUGGAAUUAUUGUUUUUGUAAUUAUUCUUUCUACGCAAUUCUUUGAUUCAUCAACUCGACGGAAGUAUCGAUUAGAAAUAAAUCUGACUAAACAUCUGUUUAAAUUGAUAAAACGACCAUCGGCAAUAACAACUUCAACAACUACAUCAACAGCAACCUCAACAACUGUACCAACGACAACUUCAACAACUACAUCAAAAUCGACCAGUAUUCAAAUAACUUCAACUACUUCAAAAUCGACCAGUAUUCAAAUAACUUCAACUACUUCAAAAACGACAACAAACUUUGAUGAAGUUUUAUGUGAUAAUAUGACUAAGUCAGCAAAUAUUCAUAUCUCGGACAAUCCAUGUGAACGAAUUCGUUGUGCUGUUAUUGUACGUAAUAUUGCUGGUCGUCUUGGCAAUCGUAUGUUUAUAUUUGCUAGUGCAUAUGGUUUAGCUCGUGCUCAUAAUUGUCGUUUGCAUGUAUCAAAACGUAUUCUUGAUGAACUUUCAAUGAAUUUUCAAAUGAAACAAAUUGAUCAAAAUAUGUGGUUAUCAGAUGAAGAAGUUAAUACAUUAAAAGAUAUUACCACUCGAUAUAGUGGUUGUACAUUUAUACCUGAAUUAUUAAUACCCAAUGCAUUUAAGACACUUGAAAUUAUUGGUUAUUGGCAAUCUUAUCUAUAUUUUGAUGCUUAUCGAGAAGAAAUUCGUGAAGUUUUUAGGUCUCGAAACGAAACAUUAAGUCGGUUAGCUGAAUAUUUAACUAAAAUAACGUAUAAUAUUUGUUCAACAUGUUUACCUUUACCAAAUACAACUCAUCAAGAACUUCGUCAAGCAUUUCAAACACGUUAUAAUAUAACAUGGAUAAGUAUUCAUAUACGUCUACGUGAUUUUCGUGGACUUCGCUUUUCAUCUGAUGAUAAUUAUCUUCGUCGUGCAAUACUUAUCUUUCGUAGACGAUAUCAUCGAUCACAAGUUCGUUUUCUUGUUGCAAGUGAUGAUAAAGAAUAUUGUGAAAAAUUAUUUUAUACAGAACAACAAACUCGAAGAAUUUUUAUACUUCCUAGACAUUUUUCACCUGCUGAUGAUAUGAUGGCAUUAUCAUUAUGUCAUCAUUCAAUUGUUACGGGUGGUACAUAUGGCUUUUGGAGUGCUUAUCUUGCUGGUGGAGAAGUUAUACAUGAUAUUCGAUAUAUCACUGGAUGUUUAAGAUCGGAUUAUUUUCCACCAUGGUUUAUGUUAAUAGCACCACUUGCUUCCCCAAAAGUAUAA
Molecule: messenger RNA, 1323 nt
Organism: Rotaria sp. Silwood1
Lineage: Eukaryota; Metazoa; Rotifera; Eurotatoria; Philodinida; Philodinidae
Source: the annotation of a GenBank genome assembly